AUGGAAGGACUGAAUUACGCGGUGACUGAUGUGGGCUAUGGAUCAGAUGGUGGUGAGGAUUACUGGAUCAUUAAGAACUCGUGGGGCGCCCAAUGGGGUGAUCCCCCGAUCAAAAUAGCCAGGAAUGUGGGUAAUGUGUGCGGUAUCGCCACUACACCCAGUUAUCCCAUUGCCGAGUCUGUACCACAAAUGAAGACAAAAGACUCUUUGGACCGAUUCGGUGAUGAUUUGCUGGAAGUGUUGCUCUCAUAUCUACCACUUGAAGACCGCUAUCGAUGUGAAUAUGUGUCCAAACAGUGGCAACGAUUGAUUUAUGAGACCCUUUAUAGUAUCACUAUUGAUGACAAACUCAUUGAGAAAAUGAUGGAAACAAACAUUUUUGGUCGAGAGUACUGUGAAAGCUAUAAAUUGAUACAAAUUAUGAGAAAGUGUGUCAAUAUUGAGACCAUUCACUGUCGAGGGUUUGCGGACAACAAGAAUGUGAUCCAUAUGUUUGAAGCGAUUCAGGGUUUGGCCGACAAUUGUCUGCUUCCGAAGCGAUUUCACUACAAAUUCACACAAACGGAUGCCUCUUAUGAUCACAUGAGACCACUGUUUGAGAUGUUGAGGACAGUUAUCACCGGAAUCUCAGGCAAUAUCUCUCAAUGCAAACCGUAUCUCAAGUAUUGUCCCAAAUUGUCUCAACUAAAGGCCGGAAAGCUGUCGGAUGUCUUCAGUGGCAAUGAGUCUGUGGUGAAGAAUCUCAACAAAUUUGAGUUCAAUUUUCGUGGAUUUGUUUAUAAUCAUGAAUUGUUCGCUGCAUUUGUGGCUAAAAACCAAAGUCUAAAGAGUCUUGUG
Oppiella nova is the source of this 837-nucleotide messenger RNA. The record is from the annotation of a GenBank genome assembly. Lineage: Eukaryota; Metazoa; Arthropoda; Arachnida; Sarcoptiformes; Oppiidae.